This is a messenger RNA of Acanthoscelides obtectus, 465 nucleotides long. Lineage: Eukaryota; Metazoa; Arthropoda; Insecta; Coleoptera; Chrysomelidae. The record is from the annotation of a GenBank genome assembly.
AUGGGAAGUUACGUUGACUAUACUUCCAUCUUCACCGAUGCAUCUAAAACUGCUGAGGGCACUGGAGCUGCCUGGGUGAUACCUCAUCGGGCCGAGAAGAAGUUCAAGUUUAGUGGACAAACAUCUAUAUUUACAGCGGAAGCAUUCGCUAUAUUAAAAUCCAUGGAAUUUGUGAGAGAUUCCGGUAUUUGCAAAUGUAUUAUAUUUUCUGACUCUCUAUCCGUCUUGUCUUGCUUAAAGUCUCCAACAGAUGUUAAUUCUAACUAUUACCACUCAUAUAUAAUAAGGAUUAAGCAAGACAUAUCCAAGUUCCAACAAUAUAAUUCAAAUAAAAAGAUAGUGUUGGUGUGGGUUAAGGCCCAUACGGGCAUAACUUUUAACGAACGAGCAGAUCAACUAGCUAAAGAAAGUGUUUCACAAGGAGAAGAAAUUAUCUCUCAACACCAACUGUGCAUGAUAGAUUGA